AUGGCGAGCGGUUGGAGUCCAGACUUCCUGCAGGCCUCCUCCGCCUGCCUGUGGCAGCAGCCGCUACUGCAGCAGCAGCAGCAGCAGCAGCAGCAGCAGCAGCUGCAGCAGCAGCAGCACGGGCUGCAGCAGCAGCACGGGCUGCAGCAGCAGCAGCAGCUGCUGCAAGAAGAGCAGAGACGCCAGCAGCAGAGACACCUCAUGCAGCAGUUGCAGCCGCCAGAAGGGCUGCACUGUGGACCUGCAGGUCGUUUAGCGUUGAAACAAUUUUUUGAGCGAGCUUACGUCUUGUCGAGGGCACCUCUCGCCACGGAGGCAUGUGCAUCUCCGGAUGCAGGAUGUCUUGCCAACCAUAGGCAAUACCAGCAACAGCAGCAGCAACAGCAGCAGCAAACAAUCACAACAGCAGCUGGAGGGCAGCAGGAAGGAAGCUGCAGCUUCGAGGCAGCCUCUGUAUCUUCGACAGGCAGUCUACCCGCAACAGCUAGCACUGCGGCUGCAGCAGCAGCGGGUAUUGGACUUGCACCGGCUUCUCCUGCGAUAAUUGCAUGCAGACGAUGGCAGCAGACGCAAGGCUUAGCCGAUCCGCGCGCUGCAGCGCUUGUCUCGCUGCUGCGUGCCUUGGGAGCUCCUCGGCAUGAAACGUAUAGAGAACUCUUCAACGCCUUUUUGCUGCCGCGAGCUUUACAGCGAGUUCAGCGGCUGGCAGCAGAACUGGCGAAGGUUCGAAAGGCUGCUGCCUCUGCACUAGGCAGCUGGCACCAGCAGCAUGCGGGAGAAGCUGCAGCAGUGGCGGGAGCAGCGGGAGGACGGCGCCGUUUCUCGCUCGAUGCAGCGCAGUCGAGCGCUGGAGGGGGAGCAGCGACAGCAGUAGGAUCAGCAGCAGCGACAGCAGCAGCAGCUGCUGCAGUAGCGGUGGAUUGCGUAUCCGCAGACGCAGCGGCAGCAGCAGCCCGCGCAGCAAUGCUGGAAGCCGUUUUGCUGAGAGCAGUUAGAGCGCUUACCCCCACAUUUCAGGUUCGACCCCUUCAGCCUCUGCUGGCUGCGUUGCUAGCGGCUCUCUUGCCGCUGCCUCCUGAGCCUCAAGUGCUCAAAAUGCUGCUCUCCGGAUCACCUGCAGCGGCAGACUUCCUAAAGGUGGCUGCGCUCCCCACACGGCAGUGCGUGUGGAUGCAUCAGCCGUGGCGUUUCUAUGAUGAGGUGUCUGGACACCUGGACGCAUGCGCUGCGUUAGUGCACCUCGACGUGACGGAUGCUGUGCUACGGCUUGUCUGCAGCCACCCCAAAACAGCUGGGAUCAGCGGAAGCUGCAGCACAAGCGGCCUCUUCGGCAACUCGCCUCCAACGCGGGAAGGCACGCCAGACAUUGCGCUGCAACUCCUGCAGCGGCUCGAUUGGCUGCUGCACUGCGUUGCUGGCAGCAGGUGUCUGUACAGCUUGUUGCUUUCGAUCCUGCGCCUCAAGUUUCUCCACUCGCUGCUGCCCUCAGGGCACUUCAGAAUAGCCAUCAAAAGAGCGUCUGGCAGUGCCACGCCAGCCUUUCCUCCAAACAGUCCCUUGCAGCAGCAGCAACAACAGCAGCAACAGAUGGAAGGGCUUGAGACUGCAGACGGCAUUGCCAGUGCGACAGCAACUGGCUGGGGGGGUGGCUUGGGGGGUCACUUCAUUCCAAUCGAAAGCACGAAGCAGCAGCAGCAGCAGCAGCAGCAGCAGCACCUCCCCGGAUCUGCUCGUGGCUGUGGCGAAGGCAUCCCCGCCGCUGCCAGUACAGCUAACACCAACAGCAGCAGCGGAGCUGAAGGGUGUGCUGUUGCAUGCGAAGCUGCUUGGGCAAGCGUGCGGCUGCUGUUGUACGCUCGUGCAUCCUUUCUAUUUGGAGACGCUGAAACGCCUGACCCUCAAGUAGCCCUUGGGCUAUUCGCCUUACAAGCCGCACAGUGA
Cyclospora cayetanensis is the source of this 1941-nucleotide messenger RNA. RefSeq lists its product as uncharacterized. The record is from RefSeq and is a predicted model, not a curated record. NCBI's taxonomy places the organism in Eukaryota, Apicomplexa, Conoidasida, Eucoccidiorida, Eimeriidae. Bases 1 to 1941 code for a protein of 646 amino acids. The transcript is spliced from 7 exons.